This is a messenger RNA of Fusarium coffeatum, 3513 nucleotides long. RefSeq lists its product as uncharacterized. The record is from RefSeq and is a predicted model, not a curated record. NCBI's taxonomy places the organism in Eukaryota, Fungi, Ascomycota, Sordariomycetes, Hypocreales, Nectriaceae. The transcript has 2 exons. The coding region runs from base 1 to 3513 and encodes 1170 amino acids.
AUGGAACCCGCCCUAGCUGCUCCGGGGUCUGGAGUAACGGAGCCUUCUGCAUCUUCUGAUACUCGUUCUGAUACCAAGACACCUCCUGUCACCGUCCCAUCCGCAUCCGCAACUUCUGCUGCAACCUCAGAUUCUUACUAUUACCCUAUCGAUAAUAACGCCGACUCCCGUCCCUCUUCUUCAGCUUCAGUCCGUUCGUCGUCUCAACUUCAACAAGUUAUUGAAGAAGGAAAGGAGGAUCACUCGCCUGCUCCGCGAUCUUCUGCCGUUCACGCUCGAUCUCAGACGGUCGACGUCCUGCCCGGCUCGUCCUCCGACUCCGGCCCCGGCUCUGUUUCGUCGCCCUCCGCUUCCGUUCAUUCGUUUGGGACUAUCAAGCGCAAACCUCUGUCUUCGUCGGCAUCGGCACUUGCUCUGCGCUUCUCGUCAUCUGGAUCACCACUGCCGUCACCGAUUGAUCUGCCAUUGCCGAGUCAGAGGUUCGCUAGACCUUGUUCCGUCGACAGUCCUACCUUUUACGAGUUCUCUUCCGCUUCUCGCGACGGGCCGCCAACUGCCCAAGCUCCCAACGCCAACCUGGCGUCCCUUGCCGCGACAACCCCUGGAACACAGAACAUUCCAGGACACAGCCCUACUGUAUCUAGCUCCGACUUCUCAGACGUCCUGGAUGGGUAUGAUGAUUUGAUAUCCGACUCGAAAUCAGAAUCUGGACCAGACGUCACCCGCGAGACUAUCCUUGAUGACAGCGAUACCGAAGACGACCAAUACAACAAGAAAGACAAAGAGAUCCAAAAGAUUGAUUCGAGCGACAAAGAAACUAUCAUCGUUCAUAAAGACGCCGAGACAACAGAAUCGAAGGAGCAGACCGAACAAGACGCUCAAAGAGCCAAGUCCCCUUCAUCCGAUCAUACUAUAUCCAAACCGACAUUGGCUCCCGCUCCCAUGUUUGUUCCAAAGCCAACUCCACCACAUCUCCAGCUCGACAAGGUCACAAUUGACGUUGCGAACUACGACGAAUCCCCGGAUGAUCCCAAUACACCAUCGGGCCAAAAUACAUCACCUCAGCUCAAUAAGCCCUUGCCUAGAUCGCCAGGCCAAAACUCCCCAUUUGCUUCUUUGUUCAACUGGGCAGCGCCCUCACCCUCGCCUUCUGCGACGGAAUUUUCGUCUGCAUAUUCGCCGAUAUCACCAUCAAAAUACGGCGCAGCCAAUGAUACGGUUAGCAACCCUCAAUCUACCAUUCAAGAAGAUACCGCUAGCUUGACGGAGAUCUUGACCUAUCGUAACUCAUACUCAUCGGUUUCACAGUCCCCAGCCUACGCGCAAAUUGACGAAAUGGAAGACGAACUAAAAGCCAUCAGCGCCGAGCUGGCAAGCUCUAUUCGGCGCGAGAUGGAUCUAGAAGAUCUAGUCGACCGUCUCCAAGAACAAAUCGGCAACCCUCAAGCUCCUGGCAAGAGGUCAAGCGAUUAUUACUCCGAUUCAGGUUAUAGCUCGGCUAAGAUGAGCGAGGCCGAGCCUAGUCGAGAGGAACUUGAAAAGGUUCAAAGGAGGUCGGAACAAGAGAAAGCUUCUAUAAGAUUAGAACUUACAAACAAGCUACAAGAUGAAAGAGGACGACGGAAGGAGCUGGAUCAGCAGAUUAAGGAGCUUGCUGAAAAGGCGUCGCAAGUCGACCUCGCCCAAAUGAAUAACCAGGACGCCAGCGGCCGACUAAAGGACCUCGAGACCACCUGCGGCGACCUUAGGAGGCGAUUGUCCGAGGAGCGCGUUGUUAAGAACAACUUUGAGGACCUCAUCAACGCUAUCCGAGGAGAGCUCCACGAGGCAACCAGCGAGAGAGACAACCUCCGCGACGAGGUUGUUCCUCAACUCAGGGCUCGAGUUGAGGGUCUCGAGAUCGAGGCUGCUGAAUACGCAAACCUGACCUAUGAAUCCUCAAAGAUGCAGCAGGAACUCUCGAUGCUCAGGAAAGAAUAUGAUGUUAUGCGAGGCGGAUCCAGAUCUGGUUCUCCUACACCGUCGAUCAACCGCAUGUCUCGCGCCAUGUCUGGUGGUUUCGGCGGCGGCCUUGCCAGAUCCAAUUCGGUUGCGACUGGCUCGUUCCGUGCCCAGCGUCCUUCAGGCCUUUCCAGGUCCAACAGUGUUAAGAAUGUUCAGACUGAGUCCAGAGAAGCUCUUUCUGAGAGAUUAAAGGACGUUGAGGCUCAACGAGAUGCCCUCCACAGCGCACUGAAGAACCUUCUCGACCGCCAGGAGUUCCAAAACCGUGAGAACGAGAAGAAGAUCAGAUUACUCCAGGCCGAGCGGGAGAGACUUCUUGGAGCAAACCCACGAAAAGCAGGUUUUGAGCGAGAGAUCUCAAACCUUCGCACCGAGAUCAACGUUCUGCGACGCCGAGCCGAGGAUGCUCUCAUGCAAAAAUGGCAAGUAGAGGACGGUCUUGGUAGUCUGAAGAUGGAUCUUGACAAGGCCGAGCAAGAGAUCUCUAUGCUUCGGGAGUUGUUGGAGGAGAAGGAUAUCCUCAUUCCUCCCUCUUUCGCUCGCUCAAGCGGCUCUAGUACUGGUAGCAACUCGUUCGGAAGCACCCCAGUAACAUCUGAAUCGCUUUCAAAGGCAUAUGAACAACUGCAGGCCGCUUAUGCUGAAUCGCUUGAGCGCAUCAAGGAACUCGAGCAUGAGACUGGAGCUGAUGAGAGGACCCAGCUUGCUGUCGAGCGACUCGAGCGCACACUCUCUAUUGCAGUCUCUGAACGCGAUGCCGCCAAGCAUGAAGUUGACAGUCUCAGAAACCAGUACGACUCUAUGAGCGAGUACGAGAGUAAGACCAUUGAGAGCGAACGCGCUCUUGCUGACGAACUCAACGACUCCGCUCGCCGAGUUGGAGAGCUUGCAUCUCAAGUCCAGCAGCAGCUCGCUGCCAACGCACAGCUCCGAGAACGCCUUUCUAAUGCUGUUGCCCGAGGUGACUCCAAUCGCAAGAGCAACUCGGAUCGCAUUGCUGGCCUCCAAGUUCGCCUUAAGUCCAUGGAGGACCAACUUGUUGCUGCUCAGACAGCAUCUGAGGACAGGGUCAACCGUCACGAGGAGGAGAUCGCUGCUAUUCGCGAUGCUCACAAUGCUCAGCUUCAGCGCAUGAGCAGCAACGCCAGCUUUGGUCCUCGAUCUCCCAGUUUCCAGGCCAACCGCAAGCCAUCGCUGCUCAGCCCUCUAUCCCCUCGAUUCCCUGGCUCGUUACGAUCCCCUCAGCUCACUGAGAAGUCUUUCGAGGAAGCCGCGCAGAUGGAUAUGCUCCGCAAGCGCGUGACUGAGCUAGAGACGGCUCUCGAGGACGCCGAUAAGGAGAUGCAGGAUGUCGUCGCCAGAAUGAGCACGGCUCAGAUCGAAGUCCUGACUCUCCAAGAUGAGCGAGAGGCCGCUGUUCGUGAAACACGACGCCUGCAAAAACUCCUCGAGCAGGAGCAAAUGAAGUCUUUUGAGGACCGAUUCAAGACGCUUAGUGGCAGCGCCUGA